Messenger RNA from Homarus americanus (American lobster), 2018 nucleotides. RefSeq names its product probable glutamate receptor. Bases 138 to 1400 code for a protein of 420 amino acids. Gene Ontology annotation, molecular function: glutamate-gated receptor activity. The transcript has 12 exons. Lineage: Eukaryota; Metazoa; Arthropoda; Malacostraca; Decapoda; Nephropidae. Gene Ontology annotation, cellular component: membrane. The record is from RefSeq and is a predicted model, not a curated record.
UCAGCUUCACAAGGGAAGGAAGAGCAAGACGACGUGGAAGAAUUCGAGAGUGUCCGGACAGCGCCAAUCAUCUGGUUGAGGAACACACGUGGAUAAAGACACAUUCAAAAGUUUUGAUUACAAGACUUUACCAGACCAUGGCGGCAGCUAAACCCACUAUCCAGGUAGCCGCUGGGCAGUGGAUGCCCUUCGGAGCAUCAAGACUCCAGGCAAAUGGAACAUACAUGAUAGAAGGACCUAUGAGAUACCUAUUAGAAGUUCUCUCCCACCACAUGAACUUUGAGUACGAGGUGGUUCCCCCGCCUGACGGGAUGUGGGGCGUGAAGCAGCCUAAUGACUCCUGGACAGGCAUGAUAGGGCAGAUCCAAAGGCAGGAGGUGCAGCUCGCCGUGGGUCCCUUUACCGUCACACCUCAAAGGAUGACCGUCAGUGACUUCUCAAUACCUCUCCUACAUGAGAACUGGGCCAUCAUCACCCCCAGGCCAGGAGUCAAGAGUGAUAUAACAGGUUUCAUCAAACCUUUCACUCUACAGGUGUGGUUGUUGAUCCUGGCCAGCUUGGUGAGUGUGAGCAUGGCCAUGGUGUGUGUGGCUUGGGCUGAGACUAAGAUCUUCAGGAUGGUAGUCAAGAACAUUAUCUCUAAGGCUCUCAUGUGGAUCGUUCAGACGCUCGCCCAAGAGAGCUCUGAGUGGCUGCCCAAAGAGGACGGAGGACGCCUCAUAGUGAUCACGUGGCUCCUGGCCUCCUUAGUGUUCAUGACCUCCUACGGUGGCAUCCUGACGGCCAUGUUGACGGUGCCUCGGGUUACCAUCCCCAUAGAUUCCCUGGCUGAUCUGGUGUCUCAGUCUGACCUACCCUGGCGUACUGUGUCUGGCUCCUUCAUGCUAACCUUCCUUGAGGAGUCUGAGUACGAGCUACACCAGAAGGCUCACAUGCAUCAAGGGCCGACCAUCAAGACCUGUCUGGCUGAGCGGCAGAACAUCGCUGAUGGUAAGUUGGCUGCCAUCUGCGACGACAUAUCCAUGCUGAAGGCCAUGGCUGAGGACUUCAGCACGACUGGAGAGUGUCAUCUGUACAUCACACGAGAGAAGGUGUUGAGUAACCUCUUCCUGUGCCUCGCCUUCCCUAAAAACUCCCCUUACCUCGCCAAGACAAACUACAUAGUACGGGUACUGUUGGAGGCGGGUUUGUGGGACAAGUGGCUGGGAGACCAACUGGCUAACUCCUCACACUGCCUCCGACACCCUAAGCUGGACCGUCGUCGGGGAGGUCAUCAACCUAUUGACAUGGGCUCCUUCAUCGGUCCUCUCCUCCUCCUACUCUUCGGUGCAGGAAUCGGACUAGUGGUAUUCCUGUGUGAGCAGUUAGUUCAUAAGUGUGUUCAUCAAUCACAGCCUUGAGCACCUUAACAACAGUGCGACACAGCCUCCAUCUUACCUUCUUGGCUCACCGCUCACUGUACUGGCCCACUCACCAUACCAGCCACCGCUAAUGUCAACACUCCUCACUCACCACCUAAGACAGACCUUGAGAUAAUGGGGGAACAUGGCGAGCACAGCUAUCCCACACAGCUGGGAGGUUUGUGGGGUCAUUUUGAGGUAAUUUUGCACUUGAUAUUAGGAGAUAUUAUGUAGUCAAUAAUAAUUACUUUUAACUCUUCGAAAAUGCCUGCAUUAAAGAAAACGUAUUGGAAUUUUCUGAUGAAAAGGGGGAUCCGAACCCCCAGGAACCCCCCUCCCCCCCCCAUGAAUCCACCCCUAACUGUAAGAUUAUUAUGCAUAUCUCAACACAACAAUAAAUAUCAGUCAUUAGUCUAUUAUUCAGCCGGUAAUGUAACAAAAAUAUUUAAGUCUGUAUGUACAGUACAGUAUGAGAUUAAGAGCAUUUUAUGUUAGUCUACACAUCAUAAGUAUUUGUGCAACAUUAGCCAAAUUUGAUAAUAUUUAUGUAAGCUAUUAUUUUCUUAUAAUAUUUCUUGACAUUCAUAAUAAUAUAUAGUGUUACUACACGUUGCAAAU